Messenger RNA from Tarenaya hassleriana, 2431 nucleotides. RefSeq lists its product as uncharacterized. The transcript is spliced from 2 exons. Gene Ontology annotation, molecular function: calmodulin binding. NCBI's taxonomy places the organism in Eukaryota, Viridiplantae, Streptophyta, Magnoliopsida, Brassicales, Cleomaceae. The record is from RefSeq and is a predicted model, not a curated record. Bases 165 to 2192 code for a protein of 675 amino acids.
AACCAAUCCACCAAAAAGUUACAAAGGCACUCAAACAACCCACCAAAGAAGAACAGAGCAGAGAAGAGAAUCUUCAAAGUUUUCUCUUCCUCUGACCUGAGGAGGAGGAAAAAGAAAAAAAAAACAUAGCUUCAUCUUCAGGCAAAGGAGACUUUUGAUCGAAGAUGGUUCAGAGAAAGCUGUUUCUUGAUGUCAAAUCUAAUGGUUUAAAGCCCGAAAACCGGUUUUCCAACCUCGCAACAUCUCAAGAACUGAAGAAGAAGAAGAAGAAGAUGAAGAGAACAAGACCCACGAGGCUCAAAGACACUGUCUCUCAACCUGGUAAACCGCCGACAGCUCUUGAUCACCGGACAACGACGACGACGACUCCGCCGCAGAAGCAGAGUGAUGCUAAAGUGACAGAUGGGUCACCGAAUUACAUGAAGGGCACGUCGAGUUCAGAGGCAAGGAGAGAGAGUGUUCCAAGAAACGUUCUCGGGAAGAAGAAACUCUCUGGUUCAGGAACUGAGAAACAGAGCAAGGGUUUGCGUAGGGAAUCGAGUUUGAAGAUGACAAAGACGCCGAGUUUCAAGAGAUGUUCGAGGAUCGGUCGUUGUUCUGAUGUGAAUAUGCAGAGAGCAACUUGUUCUUCGACUUUGAAGGACUCGAAGUUUCCAGAGUAUCUGAUGCUUAGUCCCGGCGCCACCGAGUCUGAAGGGACCUCUGCUUUCAAGGUCUGUCCUUACACGUAUUGUUCGCUUAACGGUCACCUUCACGUGCAGUAUCCUCCAUUGAAAAGCUUCAUUUCUUCGAGAAGACGAGCCUUGAAGUCACAAAAGGGUACGAAAAUGGAAGUUUCUAGUCCAGGCGAGGAGAAUCUGCCGAGUCCUGCGGGUGAAGAUAUCGUUUCUGUGGAGAUUCAAGAAAAGGGUAGUGAUGGUUUUGUGGAAAUCUAUGUUUCGAAGAAGAACGAGUCUGAGCAAGAAAACGGGUUUUGCAGUGAGGGUGAGGGCCAAGUUUCCGAGAGCUUAUCCGAUGGAGCUCCACGUUCUGAGAUCGAUUCUGAGGAGAGUUUUGGAUUCUAUCACGAAGUUUUCGCAACAAGGAAGGAUCCAAAUGACAGCUCUGAGGCUGGGGAAGGUGAAAAGGAGUAUCCUUCAAAGGAGAUGGAGUCUGAGAGCAUUUCAGAAAUCACCAACAUGGUCUGGGAGGGUGUUUAUUUCAAGAAGCCUGGUGUAGUUUCUGACAGUGCAGAGAUGGUGAAUGUAUUAGAAGAUGAUAUUAAAUCAAAUGAAUCUGAUAAAAGCGACGGUCUAGUGGCUCUAGCCGACGAUGGUGCAGAUGGGGAUGGCACUGAGAAUAUGUUCGAGGAAAAGGUAGCUAUCGAGCAAUCAGAGAAUGCAAAUGACGCAACCGAGAAGACAGCUGAAGUAGAUGAACAUCAAGACACUGAGGAUAUUUCCCGUAGCAUCUCGGGCGACGUUAUUUCCCCGAAAGAUCCAACUGUAGAAUCGAAAAUGGCUGGCGAGAUCAUUAUUCAGAUGGAAAUGGGCUUGGAAAUGGAAGACGAUGACCUAGAAUCGAAUGAUGAUAUGCCAAAUACUCCGGAUGACAGCCUGAGCUCGGAGACUAAAGGUCACGCAGAGUAUGGAAAAAAAGUUACCGAAGAGAAAGAAAAAGCUAAUGAUCUUGGUGAUGAACAGAACAUGUGCGGAUUUGGAACAACAGAAGAGAUCAGCGAAGGGGAAGAGAGAGCUGCAGAGGAAUCUUUUCCGCCGUAUGACAGCAAGAACGUUCAAGGAGAGGGACCAGAAAAGAUGUCGUUCGCCUGUGGAAGCAAAUCCUCUGACCAAGACCAGACAGUUGAUUUCAGAAAAUGGAUCAUCAAGUGCAAGAAAACUGUCAAAGACAUCGAGUCUUUGAGGGCAUUCAACCCAAGAGAACCGAAUUACCUUCCGAUCGCGCUGGACCCGGACGACGAAAAAGUCUACUUGAAGCAUCAGGACGUAGACGAGAGGAAGAACACCGAGGAAUGGAUGAUAGAUUACGCUCUGCAGCGCGCUGUGAGUAAACUUGGCCCGGCAAGGAAGAAGAGAGUGGCAUUACUCGUCCAAGCAUUUGAAACGGUCAUUCCUGUUCCGAAAUGUCAGACCAAUGUGAAGGAACCCUCAAAGGCUUUCGCUUGUGGACGGUCACUUCAGGCUUGCAAUUAACACAGUAAUGCAGGUCAUGGAUCAUCAACACAAGGCAACACAAGGGAAAAGAAUGGGUGAUAUAUAUAUAUAUAUAUAUAUAUGUAUACAAUAUGGUUUAAGCUCUUUAUGUAAUUGUUAUUAUGGUGUGUGAGGUUAACUUAUGUGACAACGAGGCAUUGUGACCUUCAAGACAACUGUUUGAUAUUGUUCCUUAUCAAAUAUUGUUGUUUGUUUGUGACCACAUCAUUUCUUUCUCA